Messenger RNA from Oikopleura dioica, 558 nucleotides. The record is from the annotation of a GenBank genome assembly. NCBI's taxonomy places the organism in Eukaryota, Metazoa, Chordata, Appendicularia, Copelata, Oikopleuridae.
AUGGAUCGGCAUUCAGAGGUUCGCAGAAAUAUAAGAAAUUUUGAACAGUCUGAAAAUAAGUGUCAAAAAUCGUCAAUUUGGAAAAGAAUACGAAAAAUAUUUAGCUCGAAAAAAGAAAAGUUCGAAAUCCCGAUUUCAAGAGAAAAUUUCGAAGAUCUCCGAGAUGAUGCCUUUUACAAAUUGCAAAUCGCCAAUCAGAUAUCUGUCCACAACGUAGAACAAGUCAACCACAAUCGAAAAACGUCCAUUGCAAUAAGAAACGGAGGCAGGUGGAAACGAUCUCAGCUCCGGAAAGAAAAUUCAGUCGAUUCUGAGUCGACUUCUCAUCUUUACCCAUCUCAGCACACGACCCCUUGCUCGAUAAAACGAUCGCUUCGAUCGCUAGAACGACUUUCCGGCUUUGACAUUUCGACGGAUAAAAUCAAUUCUGGCUGCUCCAGCAGCGCCAAUUUCAAUUAUCAAAGACGACAAUCGCUCAAGAGUAAUUAUUCUGGACGAGUGACUUUUGAAAAUUUCGGAUCCUCCCAACGACGAUUACUCAACAAAAGCAUAAGCUGA